CGCGUUCGCCAGUCGCUGUUUGGGGCGCUGGGCGCGCGGUUGUGCUCUCUCUGCUCUCGUCUCGCUGUCUCAGCCCGUCCUUUCCCGCAGCCCGGGAGAGGCUGGGCGCGCGCCCGUGUGUGUGAGCGGGACCGAGGGCAGAGCUGCCUACUCGUUGCCUUUUGUUUUUCUCUUCUUUUCUCCAAAGAACGGGGCAGUUCGCACGCUUGCCAUCCUGUAGCCCAGUUGGGAGCGGGGUUGGUGUGCGGAGUGGUUCGUCUUUUUUAUUCUUUUGAACUUGUGAGCGCUUUUUUUUUCCUUUUUGCUUUUUUAGGCUCAGUGUCGUCCGGGCUGGUUUCCCCGGCCCCUGAGUGGCCGCUUUCUGCCCCUUCUCUCGCCACCCCCCGCCCAAGGUCGCCCCUCCGCCCUCACCCCGGCCCGAGAGGGUGGGAAGCUUUGUCCCCGCCCUGCCCACUCGUGUGUCUCCGCUGCCGUAGCCGCACCUGCCUCAAUAUGAAUGGGGUCAACGACCCGCCUCUUUUUAUAAAAGACAUUAAGCCCGGACUGAAAAACUUAAAUGUCGUCUUUAUUGUCCUGGAGAUAGGACGCGUGACCAAAACCAAAGACGGCCAUGAAGUGAGAUCGUGCAAAGUAGCAGAUAAAACGGGCAGCAUCACUAUUUCCGUGUGGGAUGAGAUCGGAGGUCUUAUACAGCCGGGGGAUAUUAUUCGGUUGACCAGAGGGUAUGCAUCCAUGUGGAAAGGAUGUCUGACACUUUAUACUGGAAGAGGUGGUGAGCUUCAGAAAAUUGGGGAAUUUUGUAUGGUUUAUUCAGAAGUGCCAAAUUUCAGUGAACCCAACCCUGAUUAUCGAGGACAGCAGAACAAAGGGGCACAGAGUGAACAGAAGAAUAAUUCCAUGAAUGGUAAUAUGGGUACAGGUACAUUUGGACCAGUGGGAAACGGUGUUCAAAGUGGCCCUGAGUCAAGGGGAUGUCAGUUUUCAUAUGGUAGAAGCAAUGGCCGAGGACCUGUAAAUCCACAAAUACCAGGAACAGCUAAUAAUCAAAUGGUCAUGACCACAAUAAGUAAUGGCAGGGACCCACGGAGAGCCUUUAAAAGAUGACCUAUGCCAAAUACUCACAUGUAGUUUUUGAACUACAUGCCCUACUUGAACACUUAUUGCACUUUUAUUUAUUGUUAACUGUGAAAAGUAUGUCCUUUGUGGUUUCCUUUUAUGUUUUUGAUUUGUUAAGAAGAGUGGUUUGUUUUUUAUAGCAAAACUGUUAAGCUGCUCAAGUCUCCUAAUGAAGAAUGGGAACACUCUGAAAAGUAGGAACAUUUAUUUUUAGGGCAAAAAAAUUGUUGGAUAGCCUCUAAAAACCCUGCACCCAUUUUAUGGGUGAAUUACUUAAGACAUCAGCGUUAUGGCCUCUAUGAGUCUAUCUUCUAUAUAAAUUUUGUAAUAUUUAACAUAAGGCUUAGUGGAAAGAUGUUCUUUUGUCUUGAAUUCAGAUAUUGUCAACUAAAGCAAUAACCACCAAAAAACACAAAAAUUUGAUUAAUGAUAAUAGCAAUUUUCGAGUGUUUGUGGCUCCAGGAAUGAUUGACUUCACUGAGUGACUGUCGUCAAGAUUUUCCAAGGACUGAAUCAUCCUAAAUUCUUGUUUUAUUAUCAGAAAACCAGAUUCUUUAUCAGAAUUAUGGAAUGGAAUGUGAUCUAUCUUGUAACUAGUAGUUUUUAAAAGAAAGCCACAUUUAUUUUAGAGUAGUGCUCUUAACAUUUCUUAAACUUUGUGUAUUACAUUGAAGGAAAAUUUAAAACGGAGGCCUUGAUUAUUUAUUUUUUGAAACUGCCACAUUAAAAUAUUAUAAUCUGAGGGAGUUGUAAAGUCAUAAUAAACAUUGAUGUAAUUAUUUUUAAAAAUAAUUAUGGUGGAUAAACACAGUGAAGGUGAUUCAAAUUGAAUUCAUGUAGUAAUAUGAAGUCUUAAGUUAUAGGUCCUAGGUACUUACAGGUACUCAGCCUGGAGGGAAAAUCCUAGGUACUUUAUUUGAGGGGUGUGUAUAUAUGUGUGGUCAAAGUUUCUGAACACAAUUCACGUAGCCUUAUUAGCAAAAGUUGAGAAAUGGCUCUCUCAAGCAAUUACAGCUUUAUUCAGAAGUGUGAAGGUCUUAUUGUUUGUCAUAAAUGAUACUUAUUUCCACUUUUUACUGUAGGGUGGAUAACUGGUAAAUUUUUCCUUUGUUAGAAUUCAACUCUUCUUGAAUAUUAUCUCUUGAAUAAAACUUGCAUUAAUGUUAACCUA
Lemur catta (Ring-tailed lemur) is the source of this 2287-nucleotide messenger RNA. RefSeq names its product nucleic acid binding protein 1 (gene NABP1). Gene Ontology annotation, biological process: response to ionizing radiation; double-strand break repair via homologous recombination; mitotic cell cycle checkpoint signaling. Gene Ontology annotation, cellular component: SOSS complex. Bases 493 to 1104 code for a protein of 203 amino acids. The transcript has 6 exons. Gene Ontology annotation, molecular function: DNA binding. NCBI's taxonomy places the organism in Eukaryota, Metazoa, Chordata, Mammalia, Primates, Lemuridae. The record is from RefSeq and is a predicted model, not a curated record.